Molecule: messenger RNA, 1326 nt
Organism: Penicillium alfredii
Lineage: Eukaryota; Fungi; Ascomycota; Eurotiomycetes; Eurotiales; Aspergillaceae
Product: ATP-dependent RNA helicase SUB2
Exons: 5
Coding region: 1-1326 (441 amino acids)
Biological process (GO): mRNA splicing, via spliceosome; mRNA export from nucleus
Molecular function (GO): RNA helicase activity; RNA binding; ATP binding
Source: RefSeq, a predicted model, not a curated record
AUGUCUCACGAGGAGGAUCUCAUUGACUACUCGGACGAGGAGCUCCAGACCACGGCUCCCGCAACUACUGCUGCCCCAGCUGCUGCCAAUGGCGAUGCAGACAAGCAGGGUGACCUGACCGUGACUGGCGGCCGCCCCGACAAGAAGGGCAGCUAUGUCGGCAUCCACUCGACCGGUUUCCGUGACUUCCUGCUCAAGAGCGAACUCUUGCGUGCCAUCACCGACUGCGGCUUCGAACAUCCAUCGGAGGUCCAGCAAGUCUGCAUUCCAACUGCCAUUCUGAAUGUCGACGUUCUGUGCCAGGCCAAAUCGGGUCUCGGUAAAACUGCGGUCUUCGUCUUAACCACUCUCCACCAGCUGGAGCCCAUCCCGGGCGAGUGCUCCAUCCUUGUGAUGUGCCACACCCGUGAGCUGGCCUACCAGAUCAAGAACGAGUAUGCGCGUUUCUCCAAGUAUCUUCCUGAUGUCAAGACUGCGGUCUUCUACGGUGGUACCCCCAUCCAGAAGGAUGUCGAGGUGUUGUCCAACAAGGAGACCCACCCCAACAUCGUUGUCGCGACCCCCGGUCGUCUGAACGCCUUGGUUCGUGACAAGAAGCUGUCGCUGCGCAACGUCAAGGCUUUCGUUCUCGACGAGUGUGACAAGAUGCUUGACCAGAUCGACAUGCGCCGUGACGUCCAGGAGAUCUUCCGUGCUACCCCUGCCGACAAGCAGGUCAUGAUGUUCAGCGCCACCCUCUCCCAGGAGAUCCGCCCGAUCUGCAAGAAGUUCAUGCGCAACCCUCUCGAAGUCUAUGUUGACGACGACACCAAGCUCACUCUCCAUGGUCUGCAGCAGUACUACAUCAAGCUCUCCGAGAACGAGAAGAACCGCAAGCUGAACGACCUCUUGGACAACCUGGAGUUCAACCAAGUCAUCAUCUUCGUCAAGAGCACCCAGCGUGCGAAUGAGCUGGACAAGCUGCUGCGCGAGUGCAACUUCCCGAGUAUCGCGGUGCACUCCGGUGUCAGCCAGGAGGAGCGUAUCAAACGUUACAAGGAGUUCAAGGAGUUCAACAAGCGUAUCUGCGUUGCCACCGACGUCUUCGGCCGUGGUAUCGAUAUCGAGCGGAUCAACCUUGCCAUCAACUAUGAUCUGCCUGCCGAUGCUGACUCGUACCUGCACCGCGUCGGUCGUGCCGGCCGUUUCGGUACCAAGGGUCUGUCGAUCUCCUUCGUGAGCACCGAGGACGACGACAAGGUUCUGAAGGAUAUUGAGAAGCGUUUCGAGGUUGCUCUUCCCGAGUACCCCGAGGGCGGCGUUGACUCGAGCACCUACAUGGCUUAA